Physcomitrium patens is the source of this 3748-nucleotide messenger RNA. The record is from RefSeq and is a predicted model, not a curated record. Lineage: Eukaryota; Viridiplantae; Streptophyta; Bryopsida; Funariales; Funariaceae.
GCUCGACUUGUAUUGCAAUCAGUCGUCGAUCUUUGUAGCGUUGCGGUUUGAUCCCAGCUUGUAGCUUUGUGCUGGUUUUGGUGCGUAGCGUGCUUUUGGACUUGCGGGAGAGGUUGGUGUUGAGAGAGUUGGGAGGUGCAAUGAGCUGUGGAGGGGGAGAUGAUGAUGGAUGCUGGCAGAUUGGGGCAGUGUGACAGCAAUGUGCCCAGUGGGGGUCCACACGGUGAUCGUAACUUAGAUAUCAGUUUUUUAGACAUUUGUACUGAAUUGGUGUUAAUCUUCCCUGUGAUGAUGUGUACUCGGGACGAUGGAGUUGCCAGGACGUAGCUAUGGAUUUAGCUCGGAUCAGGAGAAGGUGGGAAUUGUUUACUUUCGGCACCGGAAUUUCGCAAAAGCUUUAUAAGCGCGCACUAAUGUGUACCUCGAUUUGUGCUGGCAGUCGUACGUUUGACAAAAUCCUCCCUCGAUACCAUGGACCUCGUAACCUGGCCACCUCGCAUUUAAUGUCCUCCUCUGAUGGUUGUUUUCUUCGGCUUUAUCACAUUUUUUGGACCUUCAGUUUUCUGUGAAUUCCUAGAUGAAUCUCACAUCCCUACUUAGCGUGCACGAUCCCUGCUCAUUUGGAGCAGUUUUCAUCGAACCAAUUGUGGCCAAGUUACAUGCACAAUGUGCACAGAUCAGAACCAGUUGCUCCGUGGUGCAAUCAAUUUCGUGCAAGGAAGCUCUGAUGGGAAGCAGGGGGAUGAGUAGCGACUGGAACUGCGCAGCGAUAUGGAGGUGAGAACUCGGAGAGAUAUGUCCCAAAGAUGACAGAGACAACCCAGACAGGCGCACGUUCACCUUUCAGACCCUUGCCAUGCCACGCCUUGCUCGCAGUCUUUACAGCUUUCAUCUUGGUGGUGGUGGCUGUGAAUCCCGACGGGAAAGCGCUGCUCGCUUUCAAAGCUGGCUUGGACGACCCCACAGGGAUUUUGAAUUCCUGGAACGACGCCGAUCCGUAUCCAUGUUCAUGGGACGGGGUUACGUGCAACGAAAACCUCAGAGUACAACUCAUCUUGCUUCAGGAUACGCAAUUGUCGGGUCCAAUUGCUCCCGUGUUGCGCAAUCUCUCGGAGUUGCGUACCCUCGUCCUCUCGCGUAAUAACUUUUUCGGGCCGCUGCCCUCUGAAGUCGGCCAAAUUGGGAGCUUGUGGAAAUUGAAUGUGAGUGACAAUGCGUUGUCGGGCUCCCUCCCUUCAUCGCUCGGGAACUUGUCUCGCCUCCGCAUGUUGGAUCUCUCCAAAAACGCAUUUACGGGGGAGAUUCCACCCAAUCUUUUCAGGUACUGCGAGACCCUACGGUACGUCUCUCUCGCUGAAAAUGGAUUCACCGGGGUGAUUCCCGACACGCUCUGGAGCUGCACGACGCUGGUGGGCGUAAAUGUAGCCCUCAAUAGCCUGCAGGGCACCGUACCGCCUAAGCUGGGCGGCUUGGUACAUUUAGAGUUUCUGGAUGUGCACAGGAACAAGCUCUCAGGUGCCAUCCCCUUGCAACUGGCGCUUCUAUCAAAUGUCAUCUACUUGGAUUUCAGCAAUAACCAGCUCGCGGGUGGUAUUCCUCCGGCAAUUGCCGCCUUGAAGCUCCUGAAUUUCGUCGAUUUUAGCAACAAUCCCAUUGGAGGCUCUGUUCCUUCGGAGAUUGGCGGUCUCACAGCUUUGGAAAGAAUGGGCUUGUCGAACAUGAGUUUGCAAGGGAAUAUUCCCGCGAGCCUCGUCAAUCUCACUUCUCUGCAAAAUUUGGACAUGUCCACCAACAAUCUGACGGGGGCCAUUCCCCCCGAGCUAGGGCAGAUUGCAGCCAUGCAGGACUUGUUCUUGCAAAACAAUUCUUUGAACAGCACCAUUCCGGCGAGCCUCGUUAGUCUUCUAAAUUUGACGGGUUUUAACGUCUCCUACAAUCGCCUCUCGGGGAGAAUACCAACGACGAAUGCGUUUUCCCGGUUUGACAAUUCUUCCUAUCUUGGCAACUCAGGUUUGUGCGGGCCACCGCUGAGCUUGCGUUGCGAGCUGGAGUCAUCGCCGGAGCCGCGCGUGCACACUGACCGGCGGUUGCUGAGUGUGUCAGCACUGGUCGCAAUUGCAGCCGCUGGUUUCAUUGCGCUGGGGGUGGUGAUCAUUGCUUUAUUAAGCAUCUGGGCAAUGCGUAAGCAGAACCAGCAGCCGAAAACUGAAAUUCUUGUGUACGAAAGCACGCCUCCGUCGCCGGACGUGAACCCCAUCAUUGGCAAGCUCGUCCUCUUUAACAAUACGCUACCCACGCGGUUCGAGGAUUGGGAGACGGGAACAAAAGCGCUUCUGAAUAAGGAGUGCCUGAUCGGGCGAGGCUCCCUAGGGACCGUGUAUCGGGCCACCUUUGACGAUGGGUUGUCGAUCGCAAUAAAGAAGCUCGAAACCUUGGGCCGGAUAAAGAAUGCGGAGGAGUUUGAAUCUGAGAUGGACAAUCUCGGCGAUGUGCGGCACACGAACAUCGUCACCUUGCAAGGGUACUAUUGGUCGUCAUCAAUGCAGCUCAUGUUGUCGGAUCACAUUGCAAACAGGACUCUGGCCUCGCAUUUGCACCAGCAGCCGGGAGCUCAGACAUCCCUGGUGUGGUCGCGGAGGUUCAGAAUCGCCAUCGGCAUAGCGCGCGGGCUGUCGUGUCUGCACCAUGAUUUGCGGCCGCAAGUGUUGCACCUCAACUUAUCCUCCAUGAACAUCCUCCUCGAUCAGAGCUUCGAGCCUAAAAUUAGCGACUUUGGGCUGAUGAAACUGCUACCGAUUCUCGACACGUACGCCGCCAGUCGAAAGUCUCUCGAGACGCGCGUGUACUCAGCCCCGGAGCUUUUAGGCCCACAACCGAGUGUGACGCCAAAGUGCGAUGUGUACAGUUACGGCAUGGUGUUGCUGGAGUUGAUGACGGGCAGGCACCCUGAUUCGAAACCCGAUGGUGGACCGAAUGCAUUAGUGGAGCUUGUGAUUCGAACUUUGGAGAGUGGAAAUGGACCAAACUGUUUCGAUCCCAAGCUGACUAGCUUUCCGGAGAGCGAGGUCGUUCAAGUUCUGAAACUGGCUCUUGUGUGCACCUCUCAAGUGGCCUCAAAUCGACCAACAAUGGGGGAAGCAGUACAAGUAUUGGAAUCAAUAAAGCCCUCUGGAUCGUGGACGUCGAGAAGCCCAUCACCUUAGCCAAGAUUGAGCUCAAAAGAAUAGUAGUUCCUCGCACCCGAUUGCAUCUGAUACCACCAUAACUAGCUCGGCAGUGACAGGAAUUUAGUCUUCCGCUCUCGGGACUUGAACGCUUUCGAAGCUCGCAAAAUUUCUGCAGGAGGGGUCGAAGAAAAUGAUUUAAUAUUUUCAGUAAGAUAAUAAGUCUUCAACUCCUCUCAAAUUGGGAUCUUUACUUUCAAAAGCAGCAGCAGCCCCAUUCUGCUCCAAGGACUCGCAACGCUGGCAAUAAAGCUUCUACGCUGUUCGCACUUAAAAUUACUUGUAUGAAUGUUACGUCACGGUUUUUCACAAAGUACUGAAACAAAUCCUAAUGCACUGCUUGCGCUGCACGUUUCUGGUGUGUUCGUGCUCGUCUUAUUGGUAUCUGAAAAUAGCAAUCUUUAUAAGCGAUCGAAUUCUGAUGGUUGUUUUCCCAAAGCUGAUGGUGCUGAGAGGCAAGUGAAAAGUAAUGCAAACUCUGCAUGGCUUUUGGAACUGUUCAGAGUUCUUACUUUCAAAGUACA